AUAACCAGCGUCGUAGGACCGCUUAGCGAGAGCGCGUUUGUUUUGGAUUAGGCCAACCGGCUAACUCAUAUCCAGGUUAGGUUGAACCUGCUUCGUAGUACAGGCCUCUGACCCAGGUGCCCUGAGGUACUGCAAUCAAGGCUGGGCACAGCACAGCCACACCCUCUCCAGAUGAACCCACAGUGGCAUCACAUCAGUGACAGAAGGAGAAGUAUAAAACCUAACAAACCAUAAAACCUAACAUCCAUAAUUGUCAAGGCAACACCCUUCUGUCUGAGGACAUUCAGUAGUUAGGGUUUGAUUUAAACUUUGAGAAGAUCAACCCAAGAUAAACCUAUAUAUAUUGACUUAUGAUACAUUUCCAUGAUAUGUUUGACCCUCAGAAAAACAACCGAAGUUCAGACCGGUCGAUGGAUCUUUCGAUGGAUCGUCCAAUGGAUCGUCCAAUGGAUCGUCCGACGGAUCGUCCGACGGUUCGUCCGACGGAUCGUCCGAUGGAUCGUCAGAUGGAUCGUCCGAUGGAUCGUCCGAUGGAUCGUCAGAUGGAUCGUCAGAUGGAUCGUCAGAUGGAUCGUCAGAUGGAUCGUCAGAUGGAUCGUCAGAUGGAUCCUCCGAUUGACCGGCCUGUGAGGCAGGUCAAAGGUCAGGAAAGUCAGGUGGUCUUCUUCAACAACAUGCCCAGAGACGAGAAGGAUAAGAAGGAGCUGCUUACCAUCGCGGCUCGAUUCGGAGAGGUGGAGAAACACCUGUUCCUCACAGACCAGGCGUUUGUGCAGCUGGGGACUCCGGAGGACGCAGAGAUGCUGGUGAAAUAUUACAACGUUCACUCUCUCACCAUCAAGGGCCGACCCAUCCGCCUCAACAUCUGCACCAAGUACAAGACCCUCAAUGUGAACAAGAAACUUGGAGGCGCUCGAGGCCCGAGGACCGGAGGACCAAACGCCUCCAGAACCUCCUCAACCGCCUCCAGAACCUCCUCAACCCCCUCCAGAACCUCCUCAAACCCCUCCAGAACCUCCUCAAACCCCUCCAGAACCUCCUCAAACCCCCCCAGAACCUCCUCAAAUCCCCCCAGAACCGCCUCCUCUUCCUCCAGGUCCAGAUCCAGGAGUCGGGAGGAGAGGAGGGAGGAGGAAUCGAAGGCUGAGGAGGCUGAGGAGGAGCAGCCGGCGGCAGGAGAAGAGGAGGAGGUUUCAGGAGUCAUGGAGGGGGAGGAGGAGAAGGAGAAUGAGAAUGUGGAUGUGAAGGAGGAGGAGGAGGAGACGGUGAUGGAAACUAUGGAGGAGGAGGAGGAGGAGGAGGAGGAGAAGAAGCAGGAGGAGGAGAAGCAGGAGGAGGAGGAGAAGCAGGAGGUGAAGCAGGAGGUGAAGCAGGAGGAGAAGCAGGAGGAGGACAAACAGGAGGACAAACAGGAGGAGGUUCCUGAUGAUGUCACUGAUGACACACCUGUUGAAGUGGCCGGGGCUCCAGGGGAGAUCACGCAGGGGGCGGAGUCAGAGGCCGCGCCAGAACCCGAAGUCUCUGCAGAAAAAGAACCGAAGGCAGAACCAGAGGAGAACCAGGAGGGAGAACCGCCUGCUGACAGCUUUGAGGAGGACUUCCUGGAGAACAUGGAUGACUUUGUGACGUUGGACGAGCUACAGGAGGACGAGGAGGAAGAUGAGGAAGAGGAGGAGGACACCACCGACAACUCCAGGAAAGGGGGCAUGAGGGUGGUGAACAUCGUGGGCUUCAGGCGAGGUUAUAAGUUCAUGAACGACCUUCUGGCCCUGGCAAAGCCGUUUGGGAAGGUGGUGAAACAUCUGGUGCUGGACCUCAGACCUGAGGCGUAUCUUCAGUUUACCACAGAAGAAGAAGCUCGAGCUAUGGCUACCUUCUACAGCUGUAAUGUGACAGCUUCUAUCUGUGGUCGACCAGUGAGAAUCAGCCAUUCAACGAGCUAUCCUACCAUCCAGUGUGGAUCCAGUAAAGUUGUUUACCUCGGUCAGAUCCCGAACUGUAAAUACUCCGACGGUGACGUCCUGAAACUGGCCGAACCGUACGGAAGAGUCCGGAAGUAUUUCCUCAACCGGCUGAAGAGAGAGUGCUUUGUGGAGAUGGAGAAGGCGGAGGAAGCGGAGAGAAUGGCUGAAGAUUGCAAAGAGAAUCCUCCGAAGUUCAACGGGAAGCGACUCACGGUUUACGUCAGCAGGAAGUACCGGCAGCUCAAACACGG
Molecule: messenger RNA, 2215 nt
Organism: Gymnodraco acuticeps
Lineage: Eukaryota; Metazoa; Chordata; Actinopteri; Perciformes; Bathydraconidae
Product: glutamic acid-rich protein-like
Cellular component (GO): nucleus
Molecular function (GO): RNA binding; zinc ion binding
Source: RefSeq, a predicted model, not a curated record